Messenger RNA from Prorocentrum cordatum, 637 nucleotides. The record is from the annotation of a GenBank genome assembly. Lineage: Eukaryota; Dinophyceae; Prorocentrales; Prorocentraceae.
CGAGGACGAGCUCCCUGCGUUCGCCGGCGGCGCCAGCAGCCAGCCGCCCCUCGCCGUCCUGGCGCUGCGCGCGCACGCCGCCGCGGCGGUGGGCGAGGGCCCGAAGCUGCAGCAGGCGCGAGAGGCGCUCGCGCCUGCCACGGGCGCGCUCCUUGGGCAAGCGAUGCGCUGGGAGCCGGCCGUGCACGACGGGCUGUCUCCUGGGCUGGCAAGCCUGGCGGCACUGCGCGCGGUGCGGGCCGAACUUGGCGCCCUGCGGAACCAGGAGCUGGCGGUUUCCCUGGCCAAGCUCUGCUGCGUGACGUGGCGCUCCGGCGGGGAGGUCCUGCUCGAGGAGGGCCUGGUGCUGGAGCUGGAGGGGGAGGGCGAACCCGCGCGUCUUGAGGAUGAGCUGCGGCUGGAACUGCAGGACGCCGCCGAGCUGCCGGAGCUGCUGCUGGUAGCCCUGGAGGGGCCCAGGCCUGUGCUCAUCGGCGAGACGGUGACCGUCGGCGCCGCCUGCCAGACCUACGACACCUUCGCGCUGGCAUGGCCUGGGGGCAUGGCAAACCGCGGUGGAGCUGCGGCGCCCGUCUCCUCGCCGCCAGAGGGCGCCACCGCGGGGCCCGGGGGCGCGCUGCUGGUGCCGAGGAGUUAG